AGCUGGGGGAGGGGUGAGGAUGGAGGGAGCGUGGUCCGGGAAGAAGUGCCGGACCGGGCCUGCCGGCCUGGACUGGGCUAGGCGGAAGGGGGAACUGCUGUGGCGCCGGCGCCUUUUCCUCUGCCCCGCCCCCUGGGACACCCCCCACUCUCCCCCCCCCAACCCCCACCCCUGCUGUCCGCCGGCGGCGGCCGUUAGUCUUCUUGAGGCUGUUCCUUCAGGCCUUCUUUUGGACCGCGGAGAGUCCGCCCCACUGCCGGUACCACAGGCCCCAUCUCGGCUUUCGGCCUUACUUGUGAGAUAAAGGCCGGUCGGGACUCCGGGGCUUUCCCGCCAGAGCAGCGUCUUCUCUCAGGGGAAAGCUGUUAUCGUCGGGAAGUUCAGCCUUCCUGUCACUCCUGCUUCACCUCCCGCCUUCCUUAAGACCUGAAUGAUCUUUCUCGACUACUACUGCGACUCACGUCAACAUUUCACCAACUAUUACAUUCUGUGAUAUCUCCCUGACAUGUGAUAUCGCUAGUGCCACCACCAGAAAGAAACGUCUGGACCUUCCUGUCCGGGUUAUGAAAAUCCCCUUAACUGCCACAGUUUGCUUACCUGUCUCAUCGCCUCCUGGACUUUGUAUCUUUGCUAAAGCCAGUGAUGUGAAAAGACCUGUCAUGGAUGAUAUUGCUGAUAGGAUGAGGAUGGAUGCCGGGGAAGUAACUUUAGUGAAUCACCACUCUGUAUUCAAAACCCAUCACCUGGAACAAACAGGUUUUCCAGAGGACCAACUUUCACUUUCUGAUCAUCAGAUUUUACCUUCCAGGCAAGGAAAUUUGGACCAAUCUUUUACAUGUUCUACAAGAACUUCAGCUUAUAGUCCAAAUUAUUACUCAGACAACCCUUCCUCAGACAAUUUUCUUGGCUCAGGUGAUUUAAGAACUUUUGGCCAGAGUGCAAAUGGCCAGUGGAGAAAUUGUACUCCAGCUUCAGGUUCAACUUUACAAAAAUCAAGAAACAGCCGAAGUCUUUACCUCGAAACCCGAAAGACUUUGAGUGGAUUAUCAAACACUUUUAUGGGAAAGUCAAACCAUCACUGCCAUAUGUCUGCAUAUGAGAAAUCUUUUCCUAUUAAGCCUGUUCCAAGCCCAUCUUGGAGUGGUUCAUGUCGUCGAAACCUUUUGAGCCCCAAGAAAACUCAGAGGCGGCAUGUUAGCACAGCAGAAGAGACAGUUCAAGAAGAAGAAAGAGAGAUUUAUAGACAGCUGCUACAGAUGGUCACAGGGAAACAGUUUACUGUAGCUAAACCCACCACACAUUUUCCAUUACACCUGUCUCGAUGUCUUAGUUCCAAUAAGCAUACUUUGAAAGACCCACUGUUUAAAGAUGGAAACUCUUGUGCAGCUCAGUUCUUUGGCUCCGAUACUUCAUCAUCUGGAUCAGCCAGCAUUUUAACUACCCAGGAACAACUGUCCCACAGUGUAUAUCCCCUGUCAUCUUAUACCCCAGAUGUUGUUGCAUUUGGUUCCAAAGAUUCUGAUUCUCUCCCUCAAUCCCACCAUUACCACUCUCUUCCACAUCAACCAGAUAACUUACCAGCUUCAAAUACACAAUCUGAAGGAUCAGACUCUGUCAUUUUACUCAAAGUGAAAGAUUCUCAGAAUCCAACUCCCAGUCCUACUUUUUUCCAGGCAGAGCUGUGGAUCAAAGAAUUAACUAGCGUUUAUGACUCUCGAGCACGUGAGAGAUUGCGCCAGAUUGAAGAGCAGAAAGCACUGGCAUUACAGCUUCAAAAUCAGAGAUUGCAGGAACAGGAAUAUUCAGUACAUGAUUCGGUAGAAUUACAUCUUCGUGUACCUCUUGAAAAGGAGAUCCCUGUCACAGUCCCCCAAGAAACAGAAAAAAAAAGCCAUAAAUUAGCUGAUAGUGAAGAUGAAUUUCCUGAAAUUACAGAGGAAAUGGAGAAAGAAAUAAAGAAUGUAUUUCGUAAUGGGAACCAGGAUGAAGUUCUCAGUGAAGCAUUCCGCUUAACCAUUACACGCAAAGAUAUUCAAACUCUAAACCACCUGAACUGGCUCAAUGAUGAGAUCAUCAAUUUCUACAUGAAUAUGCUGAUGGAGCGAAGUAAAGAGAAGGGAUUGCCAAGUGUACAUGCAUUUAAUACCUUUUUUUUCACUAAGUUAAAAACAGCUGGAUAUCAGGCUGUGAAACGUUGGACAAAGAAAGUGGAUGUUUUUUCUGUUGACAUUCUUUUGGUGCCCAUUCACCUGGGAGUGCACUGGUGUCUAGCUGUUGUGGACUUCAGAAAGAAGAAUAUUACCUAUUAUGACUCUAUGGGUGGGAUAAACAAUGAAGCCUGCAGGAUCCUCUUACAGUACCUAAAGCAAGAAAGCAUUGACAAGAAAAGGAAAGAGUUUGACACCAAUGGCUGGCAGCUCUUCAGCAAGAAAAGCCAGGAAAUUCCACAGCAGAUGAAUGGGAGUGACUGUGGCAUGUUUGCCUGCAAAUAUGCUGACUGCAUUACCAAAGACAGUCCAAUCAACUUUACACAGCAACACAUGCCAUACUUCCGGAAACGGAUGGUCUGGGAAAUCCUUCAUCGAAAGCUCUUGUGAAGACUGUUUCAGUUAGCAGACAUUGCCCUUGUGGGGGACCAGCUCUUUGUCGUCUACAGCCAGAGACCUUGGAAACAGCUGCUCCCAGCCUUCUGUUCUUGUAAAGCCCUUGAUCCUGGACUAGGCCUUGGCAAGAUGCAUUCACAAGCACAUCUGCCUUUCCUUUUGUAUCUCAGAUACUAUUUUUGCAAAGCAAUUUUGGUGCUGUGAAAGGGGUGAAGGACAUCCCUAAGCUGAAGAGAGAGACUGAUUUUCACUUCUUCAGUUCUGCCAUCUUGUUUUCAAAGGGCUCCAACCUCACUUAGUCCCUAAGUAGGAGACUGAGAGAAGCUUGGAAAGAAUCCUGGUUUCCUAUAAACUCUGGUUGUUAGGCCUUACUAAGAGGUAGGAAAGGGCAUGGGCAAAAGGGUAGGGAUAAAAACCACCAGCAUAUACACGCACACAUGCUUUUUAAGAUGUGUAGUCAGGAAUGUGACGGUAAAUUGGGCUUUGGGGCACAUGCCCAAGUCUCCUCCUCUAGGACUUCUCCUAUUUAUAUGCCCCUAUGUGAAAUCCAUCUGCUUCUAUACAAAGCUGUUUUAUCAUGUCGCGUCCUCCCAUCCUGAGACUCAGCACAUGGGCCCUGGGAAGACCAGAGUCCCAGAAGUUGUUCCUUUAAAAACAAGGGUUUGCAUAUGCUAGCGACACCUGAUAGGGGAAAGACCCACCCAGGGAGCAGUUUAGUGGAGCAACAAAGCACCAUUUUUACUGCCACCUAGUUCUGACCAAGAAGAAGAAGGACCUCAGUCUUUAGUAUAAAAUUCCAGCAUUGGAUGAGUGCAGGUCUAGUUUGGUCUGUGGCUAGUUUAAAUAUGUUUCUAACCACAGAGGAUUUAAUAUAUAUAUUUCACAGAGAUACACUUUUUUUGUUGUUAAAGGCUGAGUUUGUUCACCAUUUUAGCCUGUAGAUUUAUUUCCAUUUUCCAAAUUUAGCUCCAGAACGCACAUAUCCCAGCCCCUAUGUGUAGGCGGUUGUGGACUUCCUAACAAUAUUUCAAGGCCUGGAUGAACUUUGGUUUAGUAAUAGAAGUUAAAGAGGGAGGUGAGCUUUUCAACUGAAAAAUGGGUGGGGUUUGGACUGAUCAAUUUGAGAUUAAAAAACUGCUAUUCCUUUUGUUCUAGUCUCUAGCCUCUCCCUCACCUUCUGAGAGCUCCUCAGGCUUAGAUAGUGAAAAUUAUCCAAUGCCUGUGUCAUUUUGUACUUAAGUUCCAAAAUAGGAACAUUUUAUACUUUUUUCUGUAUUGUAAUAGGUAGUUUUGUAUAGAAUCUUUUCCCCUCUUCCCUUGUACCCUAUCCUUUCCAGCAUUGUGCUUUCUCCCUGAGCUUAUUUGAAAAUUUUACUGUUUUAUACCAAGUUUGUUUAGUACAUUUUUUCUAUGUUUUACCACAGGUUACAAUUUGAAAAGAAAACUAUUUUUUUUUUUAAAUAUUCCAUUGUUAACUGAAUGUUACUGUUUCCACUCCAGCAACUAGAUGUCCUUUUUUUCGUAACUGCCUGCCUUUUGGGGGACUUUUUGUACAGACCAAAGCAGCAAAUAUUUAUUGCCAUGUACAACAGAAAAUGAAAUGAUGCAACAAAAGCACUUUGAAAAAAAUAUAAGGAAUUGUUGAGCUUCUCUGAACUUGGUCCCCCUCUCUGAUGAAUACAAUUUUCACAAGAUAGGAGUUGGUGAUCCUGAGAUCAGCCCACAUGGUAGGGGUGGGCCAAGCUGAGACAUAGGUUGCGGCCAAGGGUGGCCCAGUGAGAACAACAUACUGACAUAUAGUGGGUUGUUCUUUCCAGAAGCUAGCCAACAAGAGCAGCACUAGUAUCUGGAAACUUCUUUUCUCUUUCAUUUAAGGAUGGUUCUUGAUGACCAGACAGAAAAGGAGAUAUUCCUGCAUUCAUGUCCAAGGACAUGUUACCAAUACCUUGUUUAACCUAUCUUAAACUAAAUAAGCUUAUCACUUUCCUUUUCUCAUAUCUUCCCCUCCCCUGUGCUCCGUGCACUAGCUUAUCAUAAUCAACCUACUUCACCUUAAAAAGGAACACUUUUGAGGGAUGGUAAGUUCCAGAUGUCAGGUGUAGAGUCUUCAACAGAAACCACAGUCCUAACCAUCACUGCUGGACCUAUAGAGAGAAAAUCCUGCCCAUUUGAGAAUACACGAUCAUGGCGCAGAGGCUGGAUAUAUACCAUUUGUCACUGACUUGCUCAUAAGAAUCCUGUUUAUGGUUAAAUGUAAGAGUACUUCUUCCUCAUCAGGCCAGGAGACUUAGUGUAAAUUGACUCCUACAUAUGAGGUGCUUUCUACUUCUCUGUGGUAUCAACUCUUUUCUUUAACCACUGUAAUCACGUUAGCAUUUUCUUCCCACUACCUCCAGCAAGGUUAGCCCCCAAUUUUAGUUUUUCUGGAGUAGAAAAACAAAUAAUCAGGAAAAGCACUUCCACCAGCCUCACAGUCCAUCCAUCACUACCUGGUUUUACAUGGCCCAUAAAAAGCUCUAGUUGGUAGAGAAGAAGAGCCCUCACAUUUUAGUGUUUCAGCUUUUGGUCCUCCUGUACCAUCCUCCAGCCCUUAAAUGUCUUGCCAGAGUAAGAGAGAUGACGGGGUCAUCAUAGAGCCUAACAGUUGGGGUGGUUAGUCUUUUCCCUUGCGCCACAUGGAUGGACCAAAGUGAGGCCAAGUAUGAUGCACUCUUGAGUUCCCAUGUCCAAGAGUCAGCAAAGGAGGUAUAAGGCUCUCAGGCCCUGUUGUUGACUAGAAGAGGCCGUGUGCUGAGCCCCUGAUAAAGGUGCCCCGUUUCUCUGCCGAAGAGCAAUCUAUCCACAGCUUCAGAUUCAUCCUACAAUUUUGGAUGGGGUAAGUCAGACUCAGCCCAGCACCCUUCCUAAUGAUCCAGGGCCUUAUUUCACCUGUGGUGAAUUCUAAAAUCUAUCUACUAUAGGCCACAUAACUACCAUUCUCAGCUUUGGAGUUGUAGAGGGACACAUGGGGUAGGGACCAUGCUGAUCACCCACUAAGACAGAACUUACAUAUGCAAGCCCUUGGGAGAAAAGUAGGAAAGCAGGAGAUUUUAACCUGGAAUAUAAAUCUUGAAAUGUUAGUGUGAGCUGUCUCUCUGGCCUGUCAGAUACAGUAGGGAUAAUUGCAGUUGUGUGAGUAGCUGGACCACUGGAAGGUCGCUGAGGGCCAUAAUGCAGCUGGGCAUAUAAAUCAGUCAAGGUAGAGAUUCAAAGUUCAAGUUUAAGGCCAGAGUUGACACUGGGUCAGUUUUAGAGUUAAGGCCCAGGUCAGAGUCUUAUCCUAGUAGGCCAGAUCACAGUUGCAGAUGUUCCUCUAGUCUAAGCUACGAAGUAGCCCCCCUCAGUCUCCAACUUUGGGAGAUUUCCCUUCCACCCUUCACAGAACACAAAUGCUGGGAAAGAGACACACAAGGAACCCGGUCGUCAGUCUGCUGGGUGCCCCUCAUUCAAUUUGCUAUUUUAUUCCUUUCACAGAAACCUAACAAGCACACACAUCAAAAGCCCAACUCUUUUGACGCCAUCCCUGAUCACAUUAUCUUAAAAUCUCAUUUGGACAUCUGCAGCCCUUAUAAUCAGAAAAAUAUAACUCCACAUGGUAUUUGGAAUGAGACAUGUAGUCAUAGGUGAAUGAUUUGGUGCUUUUUAAAACCAGUAGUUAAAGCUGCUUGUCUCUGGCCUGUCAUGGAUGAGGUGGUGGUAGAGAAAGACAACAUUACAGGGAGGGAAAAAAAUAGGAAUGCCAUGACAGCCUGCAGCCUGGUUGGGGCCCCAAACCUUAUGCUGCCUUCUGCCCUUAACAAAAACACUUUCAGAAAGCAGUUUAGUAAAUAAAAAAUUAAGGGAAAAAAAGAUUGGAGCCAAAAUGCCUGGAUUUCUAGUUAAGCUAGGUGGCAAUUUAGCAAAUACAAACACAGGACCUCCUCACCCCCUCCCCAAAAAACGCAGUUUAACAUGUCUAUCCCAAGGGGCUUAUCAAAGUAUUUUUUCUAACCACACAGCUUUCUAUAUUUCCAGUGAUAUUUUACAUCCCUUAUAUACUGAGACUAUGGCUUGCUCUGCCUGGCUUGCCCUUUAAAUGGAUUAUUUCAUAUGCUUCCUGUGUCUUGUCUAUAAAUAAGAAGUAAGUUUUCUGAGGGCAUCAGAUACAUCUGAUACUUAUAGGGAGCCCUUUUUAUACAAGUGUUUAGGCAUUGGGCUUGGGAGGGCCUGAAGGGUGGAGUGAAGAGACAGUUUGACCAAGGAAAUGGCCACCCUGUUCUCAAGAACCUUACAAUCUAAUUUGGGAGACCAAGCAGACACCAGGCAUAUAGUUCAAUUUGAAACCGUAUGUGGAGGAGCGGCAGCGGUGGAGAUGAGUCAGAGAUGAUGUUGCCACUCCUUUACCUACCUACCUAUGUGUGACUCUCCCUAGUUUUAAAAAGUUGAUUUAUUUAAAAUAAAUUCUGUGGAUUUUGCUUCCUUGCUUUGACUGGAAACUCCCUGGUAAAAAGGAUUUGAUGAUGUUUGUCUCUCUAAGAUUGUCUCUCUGUCUGUUCUGUCUGUCUGUGUCUAUGUCUCCUGAUCCAAGCAGGACCAGUGAUUGGCUCCUCAGUGUGGUCUGGAUUCCUGAGUCCACCCCUAAACCAAGAGUGUGAAUACUGUUCAUUCAUUCAUUUCAUUCCACAUACCUGGAAUUGAAACCUGGAACGCAAAUAACAUGCAAAUGUGUGGCUCUCUGGCACU
This is a messenger RNA of Choloepus didactylus (southern two-toed sloth), 7364 nucleotides long. It is a transcript of the gene SENP1, whose product is annotated as SUMO specific peptidase 1. The record is from RefSeq and is a predicted model, not a curated record. The transcript is spliced from 19 exons. Lineage: Eukaryota; Metazoa; Chordata; Mammalia; Pilosa; Megalonychidae. Bases 564 to 2597 code for a protein of 677 amino acids. Gene Ontology annotation, cellular component: nucleus. Gene Ontology annotation, molecular function: deSUMOylase activity. Gene Ontology annotation, biological process: protein desumoylation.